GUAGAACUGCAUGUCCACCUGGAUGGAUCCAUCAAGCCUGAAACCAUCUUAUACUACGGCAGGAUCCUCUCAGGUGUCCAGGCACCUGCCCCUCAGGAGAGAACUAGUGGCCCUUGAGAGUUUGUCCCUGACUCGGGAGCACCUCUUCCACCUCCCCAAGACUGUUCUGCUCCGGGACUCCUUCCGCCUUCUCCAGGGGCCUCUUUCACCUCUUCUCAGUCUCCUUCACGACCUGUCAGCUUUCUCCAAAGCACACUCCGAACAUGGCCACUCUCUCCUCCUGUUGCUGUCCUGCUCUGACUCCCUCCCUUGGCCCUGGGAAUGACCUCCCCACUGUGCACAGAUGCCUCCAGUAUCUACUCUGGCCUCCCCAUCUCCUGGCGAGGGAUCGCCCUCCCAGCCAACACAGCAGAGGAGCUGCAGAACAUCAUUGGCAUGGACAAGCCCCUGUCUCUGCCCGAGUUCUUGAGCAAGUUUGAGUACUACAUGCCUGCUAUCGCAGGCUCCAGAGAAGCCAUCAAAAGAAUUGCCUAUGAGUUUGUGGAGAUGAAGGCCAAAGAGGGCGUGGUGUAUGUGGAGGUGCGCUACAGCCCACACCUGCUGGCCAACUCCAAAGUGGAUCCGAUUCCCUGGAACCAGGCUGAAGGGGACCUCACCCCAGAUGAAGUGGUGGACAUAGUGGGCCAGGGCCUCAAGGAGGGGGAGCAAGCCUUCGGGGUCAAAGUGCGAUCCAUCCUGUGCUGCAUGCGCCACCAGCCCAACUGGUCCCUGGAAGUGGUGGAGCUGUGUAAGAAGUACCAGCAUCAUACUGUGGUGGCCAUCGACCUGGCUGGUGAUGAGACCAUCAAAGGAAGCAGCUACUUCCCGGGGCACGUGGAGGCCUACGAGGAGGCGGUAAGGAGCGGCAUCCACCGCACCGUCCAUGCAGGAGAGGCGGGACCUGCAGAGGUGGUCCGAGAGGCUGUGGACAUACUCAAAACAGAGAGGGUGGGACAUGGCUACCACACCCUGGAGGACGAGGCCCUCUAUAACAGGCUGCGGCAGGAAAACAUGCACUUUGAGGUCUGCCCCUGGUCUAGCUACCUCACAGGCGCCUGGAAUCCAAACACGGAGCAUGCUGUCAUUCGGUUCAAGAAUGACCAGGCCAACUUCUCACUCAACUCAGAUGACAUGCUCAUCUUCAAGUCCACCCUGGAGACUGACUACCACAUGACCAAACAGGACAUGGGCUUCACCGAGGAGGAUUUUAAGCGACUGAACAUCAAUGCAGCGAAGUCCAGUUUCCUCCCAGAGGAUGAGAAGAAGGAGCUCCUUGACCAGCUCUACAGAGCCUACAAGAUGCUGCCAGCUGCCUCUGGUAUGCUCCUAUCUGGGCGACUGCCUUACCCUGGCUCCUACAACUUUCUGUGACUUCUACUAAGAACCCUUCUUCUCUCAUGCAAUAACAAGAAUGGGCAAUGAGUGCCUGGCUCUUGGGCCAGGCUUGGUGACAGCUUCAACCGAUGGGUUUAUUUCUGUAGAGCCAGCCCAAGGGCAGAUUUGUGAAGGCCAGUCCCAAACUCUAGGCAUCUCUAAGGCUGUCUAAAGCCAAAGCCCAGGAGUUUUGGACCAGAUCCUGGCUCAUUCUGCUCCCUCCUUCCUGUGGCCUUGGAAAGGCAUCUUAUUCUCUUUGCCAUCUAAAGAAGGGAGCUCCUUCCUGGUUUUCGAGUUCUCUGAGUUUUAUAAUAUCCUGGGACUGUGAGUGUUGGCCUGAUCUUUCUGCUUCUCUGACCUGACCAGCAGGGCAGAACCCCUGAAGACAGCAUGGCCCCCUCUCCAAGCCCUCACCCUGUGGAUGGAGUCUUCACAACUCUGGAAUCAAGCGACAUUCUUACCUGUAUUCCUUCCAGGAAGACUGACUUUAAGAGCUACUGAUGCUCUCAAGCCUGUAUAAACACAGAACUCGGCAUGGCUGCACCUCUCUUCUGAUUAUGUGCCUUGGCCAGGGACCAGGGCCCUUGCCAAUGGCAUGGAUGAUUCUGAAACCCUCCCUCUAAGGCAAUACUUGCUGAAAAUCUGGUGUUCAAUAAAGCAGCUGGUGUCUGAUAUCAC
Ictidomys tridecemlineatus (thirteen-lined ground squirrel) is the source of this 2091-nucleotide messenger RNA. The record is from RefSeq and is a predicted model, not a curated record. Lineage: Eukaryota; Metazoa; Chordata; Mammalia; Rodentia; Sciuridae.